Molecule: messenger RNA, 1505 nt
Organism: Aspergillus costaricaensis CBS 115574
Lineage: Eukaryota; Fungi; Ascomycota; Eurotiomycetes; Eurotiales; Aspergillaceae
Gene: utr2
Product: putative cell wall glucanase (Utr2)
Exons: 3
Coding region: 92-1372 (426 amino acids)
Biological process (GO): carbohydrate metabolic process; fungal-type cell wall organization
Cellular component (GO): fungal-type cell wall
Molecular function (GO): glycosyltransferase activity; hydrolase activity, hydrolyzing O-glycosyl compounds
Source: RefSeq, a predicted model, not a curated record
CUUGCACGUCUCCAGACCAAUCUCUAGUGUCUAGCUAUACAAGCAUCUACUUCCUAGCUCUCAGGUCUUUCACUGAACCCUGUCCGCCACAAUGGUGCGGUACACUUCUUCCAUUCUUUUGGCCUCGUUGGCCGCCACUUCCGUCUGGGCUGCCUCGUCCCCUCCUUCAUGCAGUACCAGCUCUCAGUGCCCCGAAGAGUAUCCUUGCUGCUCUCAAUAUGGACAGUGCGGUACUGGUGCUUACUGCUUGGGUGGUUGCGACCCCAUCUCGUCAUACUCUCUGGACUCUUGCGUUGGUGAGCCCGUGUGUCAGAGCAAGACCUACAAGUGGGACUCUCUCGAUAGUGCCGCGCUGAACACCAAAUACCUCGGAAAUGCGUCCGAAUACGACUGGGUCUACAGCGGCUACCCCAAGUUGGACGAUGGAAAUCUUCUCCUCACUAUGCCCAAGAACACCGUUGGUACCCUCUUUGCGAACAACCACUACGUCUGGUAUGGCAAGAUUUCCGGCAAAGUCAAGAGCAGCCGUGGUGCCGGUGUCGUCACGGCUUUCAUCCUGCUUUCGGACGUCAAGGACGAGAUCGACUUUGAGUGGAUUGGUGCGGAUCUGGCCAAUGUCCAGACCAACUAUUACUGGCAGGGUGUUCUGAAUUACAACAACGGCGAUAAGGAUGCCGUCAACGGAAGUGAUACCUUCGAUGAUUGGCAUGAGUAUGAGAUCGACUGGAAGGAAGAUGCGAUUACCUGGUCUGUGGAUGGUCAGGUCAAGCGGACUCUCACCAAGGAAUCGACCUGGAACGAAACUGCUCAGCGCUACCAAUACCCCCAGUCCCCGUCCAGAAUGCAGCUUUCCCUGUGGCCCGCCGGCCAAGCCAGCAAUGCACCCGGAACCAUUGAGUGGGCUGGUGGCGAAAUCGAUUGGGACAGCCAGGACAUCAAAGACAAGGGUUACUACUACGCCACGUUCAGCGACAUCACGGUUGAGUGCUACGAUGCCCCGAACGGCACUGUUUCGAACGGAAACAAGUCGUACAUGUUCACCAACAAGGACGGGCUACAGCAAUCGGUUCAGAUCACCAACAAUGACACCGUGCUUGCAUCUUUUGGCGCCACCGGUCUCGACAUGGAUCUCGGUGCCAGCGACUCCAGCAGUUCCGGAACUAACGGCACGGUUCCUGAGAACCAGGGAGGUUCAGGAAACGUACCAGGCAGCAGCAGCAGCAGCACCACUAGUGGCAGCUCAAGUACCUCUUCUGGAUUCAGCCAGGGCAGUAGCACCGACACGAGCGGUGCCCCCUCCCAGAAUGAGCGAGUCAUGAGAGGCUCAUUCUUUGCUGCCUUGGUCGCAGUUGUCGUUCUGGUCGCUCUCUAAGGAGAGACUCGACAAGCAACCAUCAUCUUCACUUCUUGGAUAUUCUUAUUCACAUAGCUCGAUUCUCGGUGCAUGACCCUCCUUUACGACUUGUGUUAUCAUUCUUAAUCCUCUUUACUGUUCUAUACCUGGC